This is a messenger RNA of Colletotrichum godetiae, 585 nucleotides long. RefSeq lists its product as uncharacterized. The transcript is spliced from 4 exons. Lineage: Eukaryota; Fungi; Ascomycota; Sordariomycetes; Glomerellales; Glomerellaceae. The record is from RefSeq and is a predicted model, not a curated record. The coding region runs from base 42 to 539 and encodes 165 amino acids.
CACGGACGCCAUUUUAGCCUUUUGCACUCCCGUUGACACGGAUGACGGGCGGCCUGACGAGGAGACAGCAAGCAUCAGUGACGAGAGCUUGGGGAAAGAAACGGGCUCUGCUGCCCUGCAAUCUCCAUCGGCUGUCAGUUCGAAUUGGGAUAAAGGGCCGCGUUCUCGCAAGCUCUUCCCAAACGAGACAAGAACUGUCCGAUCCCCCCUGCGAGAUCCCCAGACCCCAUGUCUGCUCUCGGUAUCAUGGACAUGGGCAUGGCAAAAGAAGUGGACAGCUCGACGCAGAAGCUCGCAGCUCAUGUCGAUGCUCAAUGCCGGGUGUUGUAUCCGGACCAUGUGGACAAGGAUCUCUUGUUCCAGCUCUACAGUGUUUCCCAACGGUUUGUCUCAGCAAUAUCCAACCACCAUUUGAAUGGCACAAGUUGGUUAGCCGCUCCUCUAGGGACCAGGGUCAAGACUGGAGGCUGGAGCUCAGUAUUGGAGGCACAUCAGUCCCUCCGACGUCCCGGCCAGGCACCCGGCAGAUAUUGUUAUGACCGUGGGCGGCUCGACAAUCCAAACGCGGGCCAGGGAGGAGGAUAA